AUGUCUCAAGCAAAGAACAAACCCAGACUCCAGGACAAAGGAGAGAAAAAUACGUUCUUCGGAACCAGGCAGCCUCAAAUGAAACAGGCCGUCUCACAUGAAAGCGAUCAAGAUGGCAACGGAGACGACACACUCCCGCUACAGAAAGACCCGACAAGGAACUUACCGGUUACACUACGAGACAUAGCCGAAGGUAGGCUGGGAUUCCCAGAUGUACAUGCAUACUAUAAAGCAGCAAUACUCCAUACCGUAUCGCAAAAUCACACCCCACCCCUAACAACCUCAAUGGCUCAAAAUAGAAACCUACUGGGCCCAACCAAUAUCGAUCCAUACAUACCUAUGGACCCCAGAGUAAAAAAAGGCAUUCUAUACAGCACCUACUCCCCACAUCCCAACUACUGA
Messenger RNA from Pelobates cultripes (western spadefoot toad), 402 nucleotides. The record is from the annotation of a GenBank genome assembly. NCBI's taxonomy places the organism in Eukaryota, Metazoa, Chordata, Amphibia, Anura, Pelobatidae.